Molecule: messenger RNA, 2327 nt
Organism: Patiria miniata (bat star)
Lineage: Eukaryota; Metazoa; Echinodermata; Asteroidea; Valvatida; Asterinidae
Gene: tm9sf4
Product: transmembrane 9 superfamily member 4-like
Exons: 19
Coding region: 138-2042 (634 amino acids)
Biological process (GO): protein localization to membrane
Cellular component (GO): membrane
Source: RefSeq, a predicted model, not a curated record
UAGAGUAGUCUGGUACCAGCCACCUGGGAAUUAUAAAUUGUACAUCACUGUGUAUCUGAACGCAUUCGUAAGAAUCGAGCCUUAGGAACCAGACAACUGUCGAGCAACGAAAAUCUGCAUUUUCCACAGAAUCUACGAUGGCUCGUGUAUCAGCGUGUUUAUUACUAUGCAUGGCCACGGUCUGUCUCAGGCUCAGCCAUGCGUUCUAUGUACCCGGCGUUGCCCCUGUGGAGUUCGCGGACGGACAGGAAGUCGAAAUCAAGGGAGUGAAAUUAACAUCCACGAAGACACAACUUCCGUACGAGUACUACUCGAUAGGGAUCUGUCCUCCGCCAUUGGACAAGAUACUGUUCAAAUCGGAAAAUCUCGGCGAGGUUUUGCGUGGCGACCGUAUUGUCAACACAUUGUAUAAGGUACCGAUGAAGCAAAGCAAACCAUGCCAUGUAAUGUGCAACGUCAAGUAUACAAAAGACCAAGCUAAGAUUGUAUCCGAUCGCAUCAGAGAAGACUACAGCGUUCACUUACUUGCAGACAAUUUGCCCGCUGCGACCGAAGUCAGGCCCAAGACUGAAGAAGAGCCCGCUCAGUAUGCCCACGGCUACAAACUGGGCUAUGUGGUGGACAAAACGCCGUAUAUCAACAAUCAUCUGAUCAUGAACAUGAAAUACCACACCGUGGCCGGCGAAAACGGACAAGGCGAGGCUUACAGGGUCAUCAGCUUCGACGUCGCGGUCCGGAGCGUCGAGUAUGGUCAGAUAACGGAAGGCAAGGACAGCAGCAUUUGCGUGUUUAAGGAGAAGAAAGAAGGCGAGUCGAUCCCUGUGCAGCCCUUCCCUGGAGACAAGGAGACCGAGAUCACGUUCUCCUACGAGGUGCGAUGGGACGAGAGCAACAUCAAGUGGGCCUCUCGUUGGGAUACUUACCUCAACAUGACCGAUGUACAGAUCCACUGGUUCUCCAUCAUCAACUCGCUGGUGGUAGUCUUCUUUCUUGCAGGUAUUUUGACAAUGAUCAUGAUCCGAACUCUCAGACGGGACAUUGCUCGCUACAACAAAGAUGAAGACGUGGAGGACACAAUGGAGGAGACAGGAUGGAAGUUGGUCCACGGUGACGUCUUCAGACCUCCCAAGGCUAAGCAGCUGCUGGCUGCUCUGGCUGGAACCGGGGUGCAGAUCUUCGUCAUGGCUGUUGUCACCAUCAGUUUUGCCAUGUUUGGAAUGUUGUCGCCUAGCAACCGUGGAGCCCUGCUCAGCGCUACUCUCUUCCUCUUCGUGUUUAUGGGUGUGUUUGCAGGGUUUUUCUCGGGUCGUCUGUACAAGACAAUGAAAGGAACCCAGUGGUUGCAAUCUGCCCUGAUGACCGGGCUGCUGUACCCGGGGAUCAUGUUUGGCGCCACCUUCCUGCUCAACUUCUUCAUCUGGGGCAAGCACUCCUCCGGCGCGGUGCCCUUCAGCACCAUGAUUGCUUUGGUGUGCAUGUGGAACGGGAUCUCAGUCCCGCUAGUCAUCCUGGGACACUACUUCGGCUACAGAAAACAGCCGUAUUCCCAUCCUGUGAGGACCAAUCAGAUCCCGCGUCAGGUACCAGAGCAGGUGUGGUACCUCAACCCACUUCUAAGCACUCUGAUGGCUGGUAUCCUCCCCUUUGGUGCUGUCUUCAUUGAACUCUUCUUCAUUCUCACGGCCAUAUGGGAGAACCAGUUCUACUACCUGUUUGGGUUCCUGUUCGUCGUGUUUAUCAUUCUCAUCGUGUCCUGUGCUCAGAUCUCCAUCGUAAUGGUCUACUUUCAGCUAUGCGGCGAGGAUUAUCACUGGUGGUGGCGGUCAUUCCUUGUGUCCGGAGGAUCAGCAUUCUAUGUCUUUAUGUACUCUGUUUUCUACUUUGUAACCAAGCUGGAGAUCACCCAGUUUGUCCCAGCCCUCCUGUAUUUCGGCUACACCUUUAUGAUGGUUCUAACGUUCUGGAUCGUCACAGGCACCAUGGGCUUCUACGCCGCCUACUGGUUCAUCACGAAAAUCUACGGCGCGGUCAAGAUCGAUUGACUAGUCGAGAACGAACAUAAUACCGGUCAAACCUAGUAAUAUUGUGGUCACUUAAAUUAAACGCCAUCUAUUAUUAGGUAUUGAAAAAGAAAAGAAUUGUAAGCUAUGUUCGCGUUGGAUACGUUCAAAGAUAUUUUUUUACCUUUUUUUUUUAGCAUUUAGGUUGGUUUAAUGAUUUUGAUUCCAAUGUUCAUUUAGAAAGGUCUAUUUAAAUUCUGAAACUAAAACCUGAUGUAACACGUAUUGAGUUCUAAACCCUUGCUGUUACACAACAGCCAACAAGGC